Molecule: messenger RNA, 1057 nt
Organism: Triticum aestivum (bread wheat)
Lineage: Eukaryota; Viridiplantae; Streptophyta; Magnoliopsida; Poales; Poaceae
Exons: 4
Coding region: 294-953 (219 amino acids)
Source: RefSeq, a predicted model, not a curated record
AUGGUGCGCUGCGUCGGGGCCACGGCUCAGACGUUACACAAGAAACGGCGUGCCUCCAAAUUGGCCUUCCUCUCGAACAUUCCUCCCCCGCUGUCCCCCACGCCUGAUCUUCAACCUCACCGGCAAGGACCAGAUCGGGAACGAUGACUACCUCGUCUUCUUCUUCGCAGCCAGGGGAGGUUCUCCUGCUGAUUCCAUGCCCAACCUGUGGCCACAAGGUGGUCACCUUCAUCUCCCGAGCCGGAGCACGCUUCUACAAAUGCGUCAGGAAAGAUGCUGGGUUAUGACAGUUCAUGAGAUCCAGGGAUACGUACCUGUCGGAGCUGACUAGGGACGGCUUGUCCCAGCCGUACUUACUGCAUCAGCCUCUAGCCGUGCAUCCAUCCGCUCCCCUUCAGCAGAGAUCCAGGUCCGAGAUGUCGGAUGAAGGAAGUUGCGAGGGGGAGACGGCUGACGAAAACCUACACGGAGCUAGUCACAAUUCAGCACAGAGUGGCGACCCAGCUGUGCCACCAGCCCCAACCUCUCAUUUGUUGGUGAAGCACGCUGGUCGAAGACUCGAAGUUAUACAGACAUUCAAUGAGUUCAAGCAUUUUCUUGUCACAAGCAUCGGCGUUGGCGGCAUGCUCAAUCUUCAAAUGCAUACACAUUGCUCGCCAUUUAGACGGAGUCAAGCUGAAACUACCGCUUACGCAGCUUCUGCAGGUGUUAUUUCAAGGUGUCACCAUGGCGAGAUCAUCUUUGCCGCUAACCAGGAACGUGAGAAUUGUUUCGAUGCUGAAAACUCUGAAGUGAACACUAUGAAGUUUGAUAUGCACUUGACGCUGGAUCAUUGCACUUCCCCCGUUGAGUUCAAAUAUGAUUCUGCUAACUCUAAUGCAUUGCCAUCAUGUAGAAGUUACAACAUCUAUGCUGUUGGAAUUCAGAAGUUCAGAGUUUCAGUUUCAUUUUAGCUUUUAAGGAUCAGGCUUUGUCUGUUUCGGUUUCUGAAUAAAGUUACAAAUGAAUGUCUUGACAAUGUCGUUAAUCGCUUGUUAAGAUUUCAUACCCUGUUUUC